Messenger RNA from Melitaea cinxia (Glanville fritillary), 986 nucleotides. RefSeq lists its product as uncharacterized. Lineage: Eukaryota; Metazoa; Arthropoda; Insecta; Lepidoptera; Nymphalidae. The record is from RefSeq and is a predicted model, not a curated record. Bases 105 to 950 code for a protein of 281 amino acids. The transcript is spliced from 5 exons. Gene Ontology annotation, molecular function: protein binding.
UGAGAGACGCCUUCCCAUCAGUAGUUGCUUACAAUAUUUACGUUAUUAUAGACGUUUAAAAGUUUAUCCUUUUCGUAUUUUGAAAAAAAAUAAAACUAAGUGAUAUGUCUCUUAGUAUUGUUAAGGAAACCAAAAUUGAUACGGAACCGUGUAUUGCGGCAUGGAAUAAUAAAUUGUUUGUUGGUGCAGAAAAUGGUUCAAUUCUAACUUUUGAUGCGAAUCUUUCACCCGGUACUUCGUGGACGGCUCAUGCAGUACAGCCCUUUGCGAUAACAGCUAGUGAAGGUAAAGUUUAUUCGGCUUCAAAUGAUGGUGGAGUAAGAGUUUGGACAUUAAAUGGCGAUAAAAUAGCAGAGUAUUCAGCGUCUGAAGCAGAUAUAGGAUCCUUAUCUGUGAGUGGUAAAUAUGUUUACACCGGGGAUGAAUUAGGAAAUAUAUAUGUUUAUGAACAAAACGAACUUAUAGCUAAGUACAAUGUUCUAGAAGAAGUGAAGGACAUCGCGAUAAGCCCACCAUUUAUGUUCACUGCCCGAGAUCUAUACGUAACUGUUACAGAAGUAAAACCAGAUCAGUCCAAAGACCGUUUUAUUACACAACAUGUCAUGGAAGGACGUGCUCCUUUAAGAAUGUGUGGAUCGUACCUUGUGGUUACAAGCAGAAGCGGCAACAGUAUUCAACUUCAUAAUGCUUCACUUGAUACUAAAUUCAAGAAGUUACACGAAGUUAAGGUGAGCGACAUGAUCUUAACCGGUCUAUCUGUAAGUGACGGUUUCGCUUGGACAGGCGGUUGGGAUGGUUGUGUGAGACGCUGGAAAAUAUCGGAAGACAAAUUAGAGUCAGCGGGAGAGAUCAAUUUAGGUGCGUGCAUCAACGCUCUCGUCGCUUCUUCCGGAGACAACGCAUACGCACUAUUGACGGGUGGACGAAUUGUAAAUGUGAAAGCUUCGUAAAUAAAAAAAUAAAAAAUAUUUUGAAGUAUGUGAAAA